Plasmodium vivax (malaria parasite P. vivax) is the source of this 1189-nucleotide messenger RNA. RefSeq lists its product as hypothetical. The record is from RefSeq and is a predicted model, not a curated record. The transcript has a single exon. Bases 215 to 1189 code for a protein of 324 amino acids. NCBI's taxonomy places the organism in Eukaryota, Apicomplexa, Aconoidasida, Haemosporida, Plasmodiidae.
GAACAGAAGAGCAAACGUUCGAUGCGUUAAAGACAAAUAGGGGAGGACAAAAGGUGGGAAAUUUCUCACUCAUUUUUUUUGCGAAAAAGAUUGGCCCUUUUUUGGCCCACCUCUUCCUACUCCACUCACUGCAUUCUCCGUCCACCUCUACGCUCCCCACCCCCCAAAUGGCCAUCAAAAUGAAAACAACCUUCCCCCCCUGAGCGAACCAAACAUGAGCGAACCGAAGAUGAGCGCUUUACCCAGAAGUAAAACGAGCAGCGUGUGUCAAAUUCGCAACGUGCGUGAGCCCCAUGAGCACCUGUGUGAGGGCCUGCACCAGUCACCCCCAUAUAAAAGAAGCAAAACGGAAGAGUCUCACCAUUUUAGAGGCGCGAACAACUGGGAAAGAAGCUCCACCAGUGAGGUGCAGAUAAAAGGACGUCUCUCCUCCGAAAGAGAACACAUAGACAAGGAAUCUCCCCUCCCCAAGGAUGACCCCACAAAUUGCCCAGACCCACAAAAUACCCCCAAGGAGGAAACCCAAAUUAAGAAAAACAGCAUCGAUUUUGACACCUUCAACGAGAGCAUAUUCAACGUGAGUAUUGAGCUCGGCGAGAGAGACCCAGGGGAAGGUCCCGAAUUUGAAUGCACAUCAGAGGGAACGGAGGAGGAGGAAGAUAGAGAGGAUGAUCCUUACCAGGAUGAUGAAGAUGACCAAACCGAGCGGGGGAGUGACAACCUCAGAAGAAGCAACCACAUGGGGAGUAGAGACCACCAUGGGAAGAAAGGGAACAGAGAAAACCCAUCGAUGCACUUCUACAAUAGCAGUGAGAACUCCUCGCACAGCUCCCUCGACGUAAACGAAAUUCUACAAACAAGGACCAACGGACGAGUGGAAAAAAAAAACAGAAACACUUACAUCCUGCAACAUAAGGAGCGAAUUAGGGAAAGGAAAAAUGAAAAAAAAAACAAAAAAAAUAAUAGCAGUCAUAGUAACAAUUUGAAGAAUAACUUUUUAAAAAUUACCAAAACGACAAAGGAUAAUGUCAAGAGGGCCAGCAUCGCCACCGUCAUGCUCGAGAAUCUGUCUAACCGGGACCCCGACAGCGACUUCGGGAGCGAGUUUAGUAGUGGCAACAGUGGAAGCGGUGAAAACGGCGAUCGAAGCGAAAAUCACUACCGAGAUGGCACAGACAAUUUGAGUUAA